Nasonia vitripennis (jewel wasp) is the source of this 1853-nucleotide messenger RNA. It is a transcript of the gene Pez, whose product is annotated as tyrosine-protein phosphatase non-receptor type 21. The record is from RefSeq and is a predicted model, not a curated record. Gene Ontology annotation, molecular function: cytoskeletal protein binding; protein tyrosine phosphatase activity. Lineage: Eukaryota; Metazoa; Arthropoda; Insecta; Hymenoptera; Pteromalidae. The transcript has 7 exons. Bases 186 to 1478 code for a protein of 430 amino acids. Gene Ontology annotation, cellular component: cytoskeleton.
ACACUGUUUGUGAUUCGUUUUUAUGGAAUUUAUAAGGUUAUAUUUAUUCUUGACAGUAGAUUGAUCUUUAUAAAUCUCUUUACUUCAAAUUGUUCUUAGAUUAGAAUUAAGUACUAUGUUAUUUUUGAGACAAUGACUAGGGGAAACCCAAUAAUAAUUACAAAACUUUAUAUAAAUUUGAAAGAAUGCCUUUCAAAUUUUACUUGAAGAAAAGCCGCCAGUACAAUGUUGUGUCCAAAAAUCAGUAUGUGAUAUGUGUUGAAUUGUUGGACUCAACAUCGAUAGAAUGUACUCUUAGUAUUGACAGUCUUGGUCAAGAAUGUUUGACCAAUGUAACACAAAGACUUGGCUUAGGCCAACCAGAAUUUUUUGGCCUAUGUUAUGUUUGUCGACAUGGAACACCAUCUCCUCGCUGGGUGGAUAUGGAUAAACCUCUAAAAAAACAACUUGAAAAGGAUGCUAAAGGUUUCAAUUUAUAUUUAAGAGUAAUGUUUUACAUUACAGAUGUUCAGUUCAUUCAAGAUGAAAUGACAAGGUAUCAUUAUUACCUUCAAUUAAAAAGUGAUAUUUUAGAAGAUAGAAUUCAUUGCCACCCACAGCAAGCUACUGUAUUAGCAAGUUAUUCUAUGCAAGCAGAAUUUGGCAAUUUUGAUGCAGAAAGACAUCGAACGGAAUUUCUUCAACAAUAUACCUUUUUCCCAAAAUCAGUAAUCGAGGCUGAACCAGGUGGACAGGAAGUGUUAUUAAAUGGUUCACUAUGCCAGUAUAAAAUGAUAGCAGGUGUUACACAGGCAGCAGCUGAAGAAUACUAUAUUACAAUGAUUAUGCAAUUAGAAGGAUAUGGACAUGAAACUUUCUCUGCUAAAGAUGAAACCAACAAUGAAGUUAUUCUUGGAAUUUCAAUUAAUGGCAUUAUGGUUUGUUCUCCUAGUACACAAGCUACUCAAUUUUAUAGAUGGAAAGACAUAAGUAACGUUAUCAAUCACAAAAAAACAUUUAGAAUAGAAUGUCAAACUGAAGUAGAGUAUGCAAAGCAAUUUUUAUUCAGAGAGUCACGAAGUGCAAAGUAUAUGUGGCGAUUAUGUAUAGCACAACAUACAUUCUACAUGCAGCAUCAGCAAACGCAACCACCAGAACGUCAUAGUAACGGAUAUUUCGAUGCUGAAACUAAUGACUCGAGUGAACAAACUCCGUCCGUUAAUUUGGAUACUAAUGGAACAGAAGAUUACACUCGCUGGACGAGUUACAACGACCUCUCUACUUCGCCAUGCCCUGUUGUAUCUGUUUCUACAACAGAUAUAAAUAAUUUACGUGCCUUAUUGCCUUCGUAUAGACCGGCACCUGAUUAUGAGACUGCUAUACAAAUGAAGUACAAUAAUGGUGGAAAUAAUUCACAGCCCUACUAUGCUAACCAAUCUACUAUUGUUGGAGCAGAUUUAUGUCUUAUUGGCAAUGUUGUAAAUCCAAACAGAUACUAAACCAAUUUUUAAAUAUUAAUUUUAGAUUAUACAAAAGAUAUGCUUUUACUUAUUUGUUUACUCAGUUCUUACAAUAAUUUUGUAUAAUAAAUAUUUUAUUAUUAUUUUGUGUCUAUGUGAUGUAUUAGUUUAGUAUUUUGAGGCACGACCGCGGUACGGAAGUGUGUUAUUAAAAAUCAAAAUGCUCUGAGUAUUUUCAGAAUUGAUGCUUUUAUCAAAAAAUAAAAUACACAUUUUAAUUUAUAAGAUUUAUGUGGCAUGUAUAAUUCUUAAAAAUAUGUACAAUUUACCAUAGAGAAUUUUAAAAUUCAUUAAAGUUAUAAAAAUUACGAUAUGUAUAAAAUAUUUACAUAAAUAAACAAAAAUUAAUAUGUA